AUGGCCCUGGCCCUGUUGGUCUUCGGUCUGCUGGGCUCAGCCUGCUUGGUGUCGGCCAACAUCUUCGGAGGAGCCCCUUCUCUUUUUGUAGAAUACCAAGUGGAUGCCCAGCCUCUUCGGCCAUGCGAGCUGCAGAGGGAAAAGGCCUUUCUGAAGCGAGCGGACUACGUUCCCCAGUGCUCAGAAGACGGCAGCUUCCAGACUGUCCAGUGCGGGGACGGUGGCCGCUCCUGCUGGUGUGUGGGUGCCGACGGCGGGGAAGUGCCUGGCAGCAGGCGGCCUGGGCGGCCGGCCGCGUGUCUGUCAUUCUGCCAGCUGCAGAGGCAGCAGAUCUUGCUCAGCGGCUACAUCAACAGCUCGGCCACAUCCUACCUCCCUCAGUGUCAGGAUUCGGGGGACUACGCACCCGUGCAGUGUGACAUGCGGCGGGAGCAGUGCUGGUGUGUGGACGUGGACGGGAUGGAGGUGUACGGGACCCGCCAGCUGGGGAGGCCGGCCAGAUGUCCAAGGAGCUGUGAGAUAAGAAACCGCCGUCUUCUCCAUGGGGUGGGAGACAAGUCGCCCCCCCAGUGUUCUCCAGAUGGAGGGUUUAUGCCCGUCCAGUGCAAGUUUGUCAACACCACGGACAUGAUGAUUUUCGACCUGGUCCAUAGCUACAACAGGUUUCCAGGUGCAUUUGUGACCUUCAGUACCUUCCGGAGCAUGUUCCCCGAGGUGUCUGGGUAUUGUCACUGUGCUGACAGUCAAGGGCGGGAACUGGCUGAGACAGGUUUGGAGCUGUUACUCGAUGAAAUUUACGACACCAUUUUUGCUGGCCUGGACCUCGCUUCCACCUUCUCUGAAACCACCCUGUACCGGAUAUUGCAGAGACGGUUCCUAGCAGUUCAACUAGUCACCUCUGGCAGAUUCCGCUGCCCCACAAAAUGUGAAGUGGAGCAGUUUACAGCAACCAGCUUUGGUCACCCCUACAUUCCGAGCUGCCGCCGAAAUGGGGACUACCAGGCAGUGCAGUGCCAGAGGGAAGGGCCCUGCUGGUGUGUGGAUGCCCAAGGAAGGGAGAUCUACGGAACUCGGCGGCGAGGGGCGCCGCCAUCUUGUGCUGAAGACCAAUCCUGCACCUCUGAGAGGCGGCAGGCCCUGUCCAGACUCCACUUUGGGCCUUCGGGCUACUUCAGCCGGCACAACUUGUUCUUGGCUCCUGAGAAACAACAGGUCUCUCAGAAGGUAGCCAGAUUUACCACAUCCUGCCCACCCUUGAUCAAGGAGCUCUUUGUGGACUCUGGGAUUCUCCACCCAAUGGUAGAAGGGCAGGAUAAACAGUUUUCCGCCUCAGAAAGUCUCCUCCAAGAAGCCGUCAGAGCGAUUUUUCCCUCCCGAGAGCUGGCUCGUCUUGCCCUUCAGUUUACCACCAACCCAAAGCGACUCCAGCAAAACCUCUUUGGAGGGAAAUUUUUGGUGAAUGUUGGCCGGUUUAACUUGUCUGGAGCCCUUGGCACAAGAGGCACAUUUAACUUCAGUCAAUUUUUCCAGCAAUUUGGUCUCCCAGGUUUCCAGAAUGGAGGGGCACUAGCAGAUCUAGCUGAGCCCCUCUCUGUGGGAUUGGAUUCAAAUCCUGCCACAGAAACCCCCGAAGCCUCUAAGAAGGGUGUUGCUAUGAAUAAGCCCAUUGUGGGCAGCUUUGGCUUUGAAAUCAACUUACAAGAGAACCAAAAUGCCCUGAAAUUCCUUUCUUCUCUCCUGGAGCUUCCAGAAUUCCUUCUCUUCUUGCAGCAUGCUAUUUCUGUGCCAGAAGACGUAGCAAGGGAUUUAGGUGAUGUGAUGGAAGUGGUGCUCAGCUCCCAGGGCUGUGAGCAGACAGCUGGCAGCCUUUUUGUCCCGUCAUGCACUGCAGAAGGAAGCUAUGAGGAUGUCCAGUGCUUUGCUGGAGAGUGCUGGUGUGUGGAUUCCCGCGGCAAAGAACUCCCCGGCUCGAGGGUUAGAGGUGGACGACCCAGGUGCCCCACAGAGUGUGAAAAGCAAAGGGCUCGCAUGCAAAGCCUGUCGAGUAGCCAGCCUGCUGGGUCCAGCUUGUUUGUCCCUUCGUGUACCAGCGAGGGGCGUUUUCUUCCUGUCCAGUGCUUCAACUCAGAGUGCUACUGUGUUGACGCUGAGGGUCAGCCUAUUCCUGGAACUCGAAGCCUACCUGAAGAACCCAAGCAAUGCCCCACGCCCUGUCAGUUACAGGCAGAGCAAGACUUCCUUGUGGCAGUGCGGGCCCUAGUCUCUAAUUCCAGCAUGCCACCCACCCUCUCCAGCAUCUACAUUCCACAGUGCAGCACCAAUGGGCAGUGGAGACGUGUGCAAUGCGACGGGCCCCCUGAGCAGGCCUUCGAGUGGUACGAACGAUGGGAGGCUCAGAACAAUGGCGGCCAGGAGCUGUCCCCUGCUGAACUGCUAGUGAAGAUCAUGGACUAUAGAGAAGCAGCUUCCAGAAGCUUCCGUCUCUUUAUUCAAAGUCUGUAUGAAGCUGGCCAACAACGCAUCUUCCCAGGGCUGGCAAGAUACUCUUCUCUCCAAGAUGUCCCACUGGCAGUGUUGGAAGGGAAGCUGAUCCAGCCUGGAGAGAACAUCCUCCUGGAGCCCUACCUCUUUUGGCAGAUCCUACAUGGCGAGCUCAGCCGAUACCCAGGGCCCUACUCAGACUUCAGCCUUCCUUUGGCACAUUUGGACCUUCGGAGCUGCUGGUGUGUGGAUGAGGCUGGUCAAGAACUGGAAGGAACACGGGCUGAGCCAAACAAGGUCCCAGCAUGUCCUGGCUCUUGUGAGGAAACGAAGCUUCGUGUCCUGCGGUUCAUUAAAGAAACGGAAGAGAUUGUCUUGGCUUCCAACAGUUCUUGGUUCCCUCUGGGAGAGAGUUUCUUAGUGGCCAAGGGAAUCCAGCUGACCAGUGAGGAGCUCAGCCUUUCUUGGCUCUCUCCAUCCCGGGAGACUUUCUUGGAGAAGUUUCUGAGUGGGAGCGAUUAUGCCAUUCGUUUGGCAGCUCAGUCUACCUCUGACUUCUAUCAGAGACGCCGCCUUUCCCUGGGCGACCCCGCACGGGCACCCGCCCUCCUGUGGUCCGGCCCCUACAUGCCCCAGUGUGACGCGCUCGGAAGAUGGGAACCCCUGCAGUGCCACGCCCGGACUGGACUCUGCUGGUGUGUGGAUGAGAAGGGGGGGUAUGUCCCUGCCUCGCUGACUGCCCGCUCCCCGCAGAUGCCCCAGUGUAAGUGA
Molecule: messenger RNA, 3252 nt
Organism: Ceratotherium simum simum (southern white rhinoceros)
Lineage: Eukaryota; Metazoa; Chordata; Mammalia; Perissodactyla; Rhinocerotidae
Source: RefSeq, a predicted model, not a curated record